AAACAAGAAGGAUAUGACGGCGGAUUGAAGGAAUAGGGCUCUCCUCUUUGAUAAGCAACAGGGGUCGAAAUCACGAUAUUUGCAGCUCUCCUUCGAAGAAAAACGAAUUCAGUAACAAUCGACGCUUGAACAUAAUCAGCUAUGGGAAUCGCCGGAAACCUGAAUCCUGACCAGCUGGAGUUCUUCAACUCUCAAGGUUAUUUGGUUUUGGACUCUUUUUCCAGCGCCGAUGAGAUUAGAUCCCUUAGGUCAAGAAUGGAGCAAUUGCUUGAAGAAUUUGACUUUUCCAGCAAAGCUUCCAUCUUCUCCACCACCAACCAACAACAGACAACCGAUGAUUACUUCUUCGAAAGUGCUGAGAAGAUUUCCUUUUUCUUUGAAGAAAAAGCAUUUGGUGAUGAUGGGAGUUUGAAGCAACCGAAGCAAUUAUCGAUAAAUAAAGUUGGGCAUGCAUUGCAUGAACUUGAUCCUACAUUCAAGAGCUUCUCAACUUCAGAAAAAGCAACGGGUUUGUUGAGCUCUUUAGGUUACAAAAGGCCAAUAGUCAUUCAGUCCAUGUACAUUUUCAAGCAACCUGGAAUUGGUGGUGAAGUAGUGCCACAUCAGGACAAUUCGUUUCUAUACACCAAACCACCGACUUGCACCGGGCUGUGGCUCGCUCUAGAGGAUGCAACAGUCACAAAUGGUUGCCUCUGGGCCAUUCCUGGCUCUCAUAAAGCUGGCCUCGUAAGAAGAUUCAUUAGGGAUGAGACAGGUGUUCACUUCGAUAAACCUUCUCCAUCGUAUGACCAGAAAGAUUUUGUUUCGAUUGAAGUAAAGGCUGGCGCCUUGGUAGUCAUUCAUGGGGAUCUUAUUCAUCAGAGUUUCGAGAACAAGUCUUCAACAUCUCGACACGCAUACAGCCUCCAUGUGGUGGAUACUGAUGGAUGUAAAUGGGUCGAUGACAAUUGGAUAAGAAGAAAGGUAGAAGCUGAGCCCCUGUAUGCUUCCUGAAGUUUAUUAAAAGGCUGAAUUGCUUAACUUUUAAUAAUAAUAGCAAUAGUGCUGACUUAAUCUUACUUUAUCCAGUUAAAAUCCUUCGCGCUCUAAAUUUAUCCACCUUCUGAAUUGUUUUAUA
Salvia hispanica is the source of this 1117-nucleotide messenger RNA. RefSeq names its product phytanoyl-CoA dioxygenase (PhyH) family protein (gene PAHX). The record is from RefSeq and is a predicted model, not a curated record. Lineage: Eukaryota; Viridiplantae; Streptophyta; Magnoliopsida; Lamiales; Lamiaceae. Gene Ontology annotation, molecular function: phytanoyl-CoA dioxygenase activity.